This is a messenger RNA of Oncorhynchus gorbuscha (pink salmon), 2261 nucleotides long. Its product is annotated as kynurenine--oxoglutarate transaminase 3-like. Gene Ontology annotation, biological process: biosynthetic process. Gene Ontology annotation, cellular component: mitochondrion; cytoplasm. Gene Ontology annotation, molecular function: L-kynurenine:2-oxoglutarate transaminase activity; pyridoxal phosphate binding. The transcript has 14 exons. The record is from RefSeq and is a predicted model, not a curated record. The coding region runs from base 139 to 1485 and encodes 448 amino acids. Lineage: Eukaryota; Metazoa; Chordata; Actinopteri; Salmoniformes; Salmonidae.
GUCUGAAUUGGUCUGAAACACAAUUUGCUGCAUGUACCUUUAAUGUGGCUGGAGCUGGAGAGAAGUCGACACACUCAUUUUCCCCUUGGAAUCCACAUUUUCCUCUAAUUAAAUAUCGUAGGUCUAUUUUUCAAUUAUAUGAACAUUACACGUCGAACCCUCAGCUCUGCAUGCCGCUUGAUUAACAUCAACUGUAUCAGAAACAUCUCCUACUCACAGUGUGUUAUGACAUCAUCAAGGCAUACAAACUCCAAAAGGAUUGAGGGACUGGACAAGAAUGUUUGGGUGGCCUUCACCUCGGUGGCAGCAGACCCCACCAUAGUGAACCUGGGCCAGGGCUACCCUGACAUUCCUCCCCCAGCCUACGUCAAGGAGGCUCUGGCUAACGCUGCUGCAGUGGACAAGCUCAACCAGUACACAAGAGGCUUUGGCCACCCGUCUCUGGUGAAGGCUCUUUCUCAGGUGUAUGGGAAAGUGUAUGGACACCAGAUUGAUCCUUUCAAGGAGAUACUGGUCACAGUAGGUGGCUAUGGAUCCUUGUUCAGUACCAUGCAGGCACUGGUGGAAGUGGGAGAUGAGGUUAUAAUUAUCGAACCCUUCUUUGAUUGCUAUGUGCCCAUGGUUCGAAUGGCAGGGGCAACACCUGUCUUGAUACCAUUACGACUUAGAUCCAAUAAGGAGACCAGUAGUGUUUCCAGUGCUGACUGGGUCCUGGAUCCAGAGGAACUAGCCAGUAAAUUCACCUCAAAGACCAAGGCCAUCAUUAUUAACACUCCUAACAACCCCAUUGGGAAGAUAUUCACCAAGGGUGAGCUUCAGACUAUCUCCGACCUCUGCAUCAAACACGAUACUCUGUGCAUCAGUGAUGAGGUGUAUGAAUGGCUCAUCUACAAGGGACACCAACACAUCAAAAUAGCCACUCUUCCUGGCAUGUGGGACAGAACGAUCACCAUCAGCAGUGCAGGGAAGACCUUUAGUGUGACGGGCUGGAAGCUUGGCUGGUCUAUAGGGCCAGAACACUUGAUAAAGCACCUCCAGACUGUUAUGCAGAACACCUUGUACACCUGUCCAACACCGCUACAGGAGGCUGUGGCCCAGGGCCUGCUGAGGGACUAUGAGCUGAUGGGUCAACCUGAGUGUUACUUCUCCUCUCUGGCCGUGGAGCUGGAGGGGAAGAGGGACCGCAUGGCUGCUAUCCUACAGGACGUUGGCAUGUCUCCUAUCAUACCCGAGGGAGGGUACUUCAUGUGCGUGGACGUCACACCUCUUAAUGAGGACUUGUCUCAUAUGGGGAAUGAUGAGCCUUACGACUACAAGUUUGUCAAGUGGAUGAUUAAGGAGAAGAAACUGGCAGCCAUUCCGGUCACAGCGUUCUGUGGUGAUGCUUCCAAGAAGCAGUUUGAGAAAUACAUUCGUCUAUGCUUCAUCAAGCAAGACAGCACUCUGGAUGCAGCCGAGGCUAUUCUCAAGAACUGGAACAAGUAAAAUAAGUCCUGUCUGGAUGGAAGGGUUUGUCUCAAGACCCUCUGUUUUUACUGUGACACCCCUAUAACACGUUACUUUGUAGGACAGGUAUGGAACGGUUUGUAGGACAGGUAUGGGACUGUUUGUAAUACAGGUAUGGAACUGUUUGUAGGACAGGUAUGGAACUGUUUGUAGGACAGGUAUGGGACUGUUUGUAGGACAGGUAUGGGACUGUUUGUAGGACAGGUAUGGGACUGUUUGUAGGACAGGUAUGGGACUGUUUGUAGGACAGGUAUGGAACUGUUUGUAGGACAGGUAUGGGACUGUUUGUAGGACAGGUAUGGAACUGUUUGUAGGACAGGUAUGGGACUGUUUGUAGGACAGGUAUGGGACUGUUUGUAGGACAGGUAUGGGACUGUUUGUAGGACAGGUAUGGGACUGUUUGUAGGACAGGUAUGGAACUGUUUGUAGGACAGGUAUGGAACUGUUUGCCCUGUUUAUAUUUGUAGACAUUUUCAUGUUUUUAUGUAGUUUUAUUAAUUCAUUUUUUAUUGCCUUUUUUGUUUGAGUUUUUAUCUCAUUUGAUUGGAUUUUAUAUGAACACAUGGAAUGGAUUAACUUCCAGGUUUGUAUUUCCUCUUUGUGACAUAAGCACUCGUUGAGUGGCACUCGUCAUCCUGUCAACAUCGUUUUUCUGUACCCUUCAUAUGAUGGGAUGGAACAGUUUUGAUCCUGUGCAGCCCUCCUGGUUUGGUGUUGUAUUUCAUCUGUGAAUAAAAUCUAACUUUUUAAAAUGA